This is a messenger RNA of Oncorhynchus mykiss (rainbow trout), 1411 nucleotides long. RefSeq lists its product as uncharacterized. Lineage: Eukaryota; Metazoa; Chordata; Actinopteri; Salmoniformes; Salmonidae. Gene Ontology annotation, biological process: regulation of telomere maintenance via telomere lengthening; telomere capping. Gene Ontology annotation, cellular component: shelterin complex. Gene Ontology annotation, molecular function: telomeric repeat DNA binding. The record is from RefSeq and is a predicted model, not a curated record.
UUUGUGUAAUAGUAUGGUAUACUUACUCCACUGCUGGAGCUAGAAAUAAGCAUUUCACUCCAUCUGCUUUAACAUCUGCUCACAUGUGUACGCGACAAACUUCGAUUUGUGGUGUUACUUCUAAAUGGGCCCCCCACAGUCAUGUUCGACAACGUACACACAGUGGCACACAUCGGCAAAAAUAGUUGCCAUUUUCGAUCACCCGAUCAAAGUUACUGGUGACUGCAGUGGAGAGACAUGCAAAAACACAUGUCUGGGGGGAAAGGUCCCUCUCUUCCUCUCCCCUCUCUGCGCCUCAUGGUUCCACCAUUGCGGCUGGUCUCAGCAGCCAUCUGGCAAACGGUCCAGCAGAGACACGUGAUGGAUUAUGGGAUGCUGGAAGAGUUUGUUACCAUGAUCACAGAGAUGGUUCCAGAGCUUCUGAACCUCAGACAGAGGGCCCAACUUAUUCUGGGUCUUCGAGCACGGCUGGUCCUGGAGUUGUGUUGCUCCAAGCCCGUCACAGACCUCCAGACCAUUCAGCCACACCUGGACAGGAUACAGACCCUCACACCUUUCUGGGGGACACAGACUGAUGAUGGAGAUUUAUCAGACUCCAACUUUCUGGGUCUGAUUCAAACCCUGCUAAAAGACCCAGAUGAGAUGGAACACUUCUUUCAGGAUGUUUUUCCUGUGGAAUUUGGUCCCAAGUAUGAUGCCGCAAUAGAGAAACUUAUGUGUCAGUUUCUUUCAAGACUUGAGAAGCUACUUCCAGUAUCAAAUUUUCAACAGGCUGCAUUCCUGCUCAGUGAUGUCCCCUCUGUUCUGGAGGAAUGUGUUGAGUCCAUGUCUCACCCUCAGCAGCUGAAAACCCUGCUUCAGUACCACAGAGAUCUCGGCCAGCUGGACAACCAUGAUACUCCGUCUUCUACUGUUGGGGACUGCAUUCUCUCAGCUCUCUGUCUCCCUCCUGUAGAAAGGGUGAUUGCAACAGAACAAACAGAAUCAGAAACACCUGAAUCAUCCUUAAAUGUCUUCAUGGAUACAUUCACCAACGAGUUGGAUGUGGACACUGCAACACUGACAGAGUACACAGAGAUAGAACCGGGGGCAAGUAUGAAUGUAGUAGAAAGAGAAGAGAGGGUGGAAUGUGAGAGAAACAACAAACUAUCUAUAGAGUUUGCUGACCCUGUGGACCAUGACGACAUGGAGGUUCAUGCCGGUAAUGAAGAAGAGAAGAUUGUGGGGAUUGGACCAGUAAAAGAUGAGACGGAAGAUAUUGUUGAAGAGGUGGACUCCAGGUAUGAAACAGUGAUGGUUAUUGGGGCAGAUGGGGUGGCGCAGACUUAUGAAGAUUUAAAUCAAAUCAAAUCAAAUCAAAUCAAAUGUUAUUUGUCACAUACACAUGGUUAGCAGAUGUUAAUGCGAGUGU